Fusarium verticillioides 7600 is the source of this 753-nucleotide messenger RNA. RefSeq lists its product as hypothetical. The transcript has a single exon. Bases 202 to 753 code for a protein of 183 amino acids. The record is from RefSeq and is a predicted model, not a curated record. Lineage: Eukaryota; Fungi; Ascomycota; Sordariomycetes; Hypocreales; Nectriaceae.
CACAAGGAACAUGCCGUCUCAUGCCAUUUGCUUAGAAGUGAUGUGUUCAUCAUGUAGCUGGAUAGUAUAAAGAAACAAGUGUUCCUCCCUCUAUCAGCAAAAUCAUCCCAUCGAUCGAGCCAGCAAGCAAGCAAGAAAGCGAAGGUCUCAAACACACCACAACCAACAUAGUUGACAGUCGACAAAACACUUUUCCUCAAUAUGUUUUCUGAAGCCAAACCACUCCCUCCCGUCAAGAGAUUCAUCACCACCCAUGACUCCAAUGGAAACGCCAUCUGGGAUGAAACUAUCCCCAUUCAAGUUGAAGGAAACCGCAGCGGUGGCUUCACGACUCACGUCUCAUAUGUGAACGAGGAUGGCACCAAUACUCUGACAGGUGACAACGACCUCAAGUCAUACAGAGAAAAUCCCACCGAGAAGGACAUUGCUCCAGCUUCUGGCUCUGCCCUUCGAGUCGUCGACUUCUGGCCUGGCUUCCCCGCUAUCAUGCAUCGGACUGCAAGUGUAGACUAUGGCAUAAUCGUUGAGGGCGAGAUUGACUGCAUCCUCGACAAUGGGGCCACAAAGACCUUCAGCAGAGGUGACAUUAUCAUCCAGAGGGGAACUAACCACGCGUGGAAGAACACUGGAACUGAAGUUUGUCGCAUCUGCUUCACCCUUUUACCUUCUCCCCCCGUCAAGAUCCGAGGCAACGAGCUCGAGGUACACGGCUUCGCUGAUUUUCCGCGACUCGCAGAAGAAUCGACCGUCUGA